UGGCAAAAUCGCUCGGGUCCUCUUCUUCUUUCGUCUCUCCAUUUUCGUCACAAGCAGACUCGCCGUACAGCGCGAAGCUACGCGGAAGGCGCCGCCCAACACCAAAGCUCCUCCGACGCGUCUCGUCUCCUGUCCUGCACUCCCCGCCUGCUCUGCUCUGUUAUUACUACCUCCAUCGCCACUUCACCACUUCACCAGUUGCCGAAGCGAGCGCCAGAGCACGAGACCGGCAAUGGCGGGCUCCACGCCUCCCUUCCUCCUCCUCCUCCUCUUCGUCCUCGUCGCCGCCGCCGCCGCCGCGGCCUCGGACUCGGAGGAGCGCCCGCGCGUCAUCCCCACCUUGGUCCAGUGCCACCCGCCGCACGCGCAGGCAGACGCCAACGCCAGCAGCGCCAAGAACGCCACGGCGUUCCAAGCCAACGUGCUCUCCCUCCUCGCCAACCUCCCCGCCGCCGCCGUGCCCACGGGCUUCGCGUCCCUGCGCUCCGCCGGAGUGGUCGGACGCGACGUCGCGUUCGUCCGCGGGCUCUGCUUCGGGUACGCCACGCCGUCCCAGUGCCGCGCGUGCCUGGCCGCCGCGGCCAAGAAGCUGACCGACGCCUGCGGUGCCCGCGGCCGGCGCGCCGGCGUCUGGACGGACGCCUGCUUCGCGUCCUACGCCGACACCAACCCGUCCUCGCCCAGUUACGAUGACUUCCGCGCGCGCGUCAUCACCGGCGCCGACGCGCUCGCCACCAGCUCGUCCCCCGAGCUGCAGAGCCUCGCCGACCUGGCGUGGCGCCUGGGGCCGGUCGCGCCCGCCAGCGCGAGGAUGCUGGUGGCCAUGGACUGGACGGCCGCGGCGAGCGACUACAAGAAGAACAGCACGGUGCGCGUGCUGGCGCAGUGCGCGCAGGACCGCACGGCGGCGGAGUGCGCGUGGUGCGUGCAGUACUCGGCGCGGGUGGCGGAGACCUGCGAGUGGUCCUGGUGCCCCCGGCAGUCGGCGCGGGCGGGGGACACCUGCUGCUGGGGCCUCGACGCGUGGGCGACGGCGUGGCCGGCGCCGUCGUCGGCUUCGACUGCUACCUGCGCUUCGACGUCGCCGUCGCCACCGCCACCGUCACUUCCACUGCGCCGGCGCGGGUGCCCCCGCUCAGAAGGCUCGGGAAGCUGAUGAACGAUCAUCCUUUCCUCACCGCGGUGUUCGUCGGCGGCGGGCUGGCCGUGGCAGCAUUCUAACGGAAAUACAAAGUUGCAGGGCCGGCGGCCGUCCGGGCGGGAGUGAAGAUGGAGAUGACCCCCCCGCAACCGCAAGCCAGGAUGAUGGUUUGAUCUGAGCAACCGCUCGGCGAUCGAUCUGCACUGCAGCAACAACAACAUACUCCAGUAACCAAGUCUGUAAAUAAUUAAGCAUUCGUGCACUAAGUAGCAGCAGCAGCAUCGGCGACUUCAAACUUAAUUCGUGCUUGCAGAUCUCUUAUAUAGAAGAGAAACUUAAGUAUUGAACCUUUAGUCCUUGGUCCACCAUUGGUGCCCAUGCUACCAUAUAUUGGAGAAACUCUCGAUCUUAUUCUCAGCUAUGAAGUUAACAUGCAGUAAUAUGUGAGUUGCCACUUGCCAUACUGUUUGCGUACUGCUGCUUUGG
Triticum urartu is the source of this 1627-nucleotide messenger RNA. RefSeq lists its product as uncharacterized. NCBI's taxonomy places the organism in Eukaryota, Viridiplantae, Streptophyta, Magnoliopsida, Poales, Poaceae. The record is from RefSeq and is a predicted model, not a curated record.